Molecule: messenger RNA, 2070 nt
Organism: Ictalurus furcatus (blue catfish)
Lineage: Eukaryota; Metazoa; Chordata; Actinopteri; Siluriformes; Ictaluridae
Gene: tpo
Product: thyroid peroxidase
Exons: 10
Coding region: 1-2070 (689 amino acids)
Biological process (GO): response to oxidative stress; thyroid hormone generation
Cellular component (GO): membrane
Molecular function (GO): iodide peroxidase activity; heme binding
Source: RefSeq, a predicted model, not a curated record
AUGGUCAACAAUGCAAUUCAUCAGACAGCAAAAGGGAAUCAGUCUCAGCCAUCCUACAUGCAGAUGUUUGCUUUCUCCAGGCAAGCAGCAGCAGGAAGUUAUGAAAUAUCAAAUGCAGCAGAGGUCUUUCAAACCACUCUGCUAGUUCUAAAGAAAAAGGAGAGUAAGAGGCAGAAAAGAUCUGUCUCUGUUUCAGAGCUUCUUUCCCUGGAGGAAAUGGAGCUGAUAGCAAAUCUGUCUGGGUGUCCUCCACCCCUACAGCCAGCCAGCUGUCCUAUAGGAGGAGAUUCAGAGAAAUACCGCACCAUCUCUGGAGUGUGCAAUAACAGAAAUAAACCUCUUUGGGGAGCAGCCAGUACGGUCUUGGCCAGAUGGCUCCCAGCAGAGUAUGAGGAUGGAGAAAGCCAACCAAAAGGCUGGAACAUUGGGUACCAGUACAGUGGCUUCCGUCUCCCCCCAGUUCGGGAAGUCAGCAACAAAAUUAUGCAAAUCUCCAGCCAGUGCUGCUUAGAAGAUGAGGCGUAUUCCCAGAUGCUGGUGGACUGGGGUCAGUAUAUAGACCAUGACAUCUCCUUCACUCCUCAAAGCACAAGCAAAGCUGCCUUUUUGGAGGGAUUCAACUGCCAACACAUGUGUGGAAAUUCCAAUCCUUGCUUUCCGAUUCAGAUUCCUCUGCAUGAUAAACUGUUUGGAAGUAAGAGCUGUCUCCCAUUUUUCCGCUCGGCACCAGCCUGCCUAAAUGGCCCGACACACACUCUGCACCCACAACAGAUGCUGCAGAGACAGCAGAUGAAUUCAAUCACGUCCUUCCUCGACGCAUCUACUGUCUACGGACACUCUGUAGAAUUACAGAAAAUGCUCAGAAACUUCUCGAGCUCUGAGGGUUUGCUCGCAGUUAACAGUGAACACACUGAUGCUGCAGGCCGUGCUUACCUGCCGUUUGUCAAUAACCCCACGUCUGCAUGCUUCCAAGAGUCAGGUACAGGCCCGAGAAAACGCCUGGAGUGUUUUCUCGCUGGAGAUAGCAGGGUGAACGAGAUUCUGCCUCUGAUUGCUCUUCACACGCUCUGGGUGAGGGAGCACAAUCGCAUUGCCGCACGAUUGAAACAACUGAAUAGCCACUGGAGCUCCAAGACGAUCUAUCAGGAGAGCCGGAAAAUCGUCGGAGCUUUGCAUCAGAUCAUCACCAUGAGGGAUUAUAUUCCAAAAAUCAUAGGAGAAGAAGCGUUUGAUCAAAUCAUUGGACCUUAUGAGGAUUAUGAUGAUACUAUAAAUCCUUCUGUCUCGAAUGUGUUUGCCACCGCCGCAUUCCGCUUUGGUCAUGCCACCAUCUCGACACACAUCAGGAGGCUGAAUGAGAGCUUCCAGGAGCAUGAACACUUUCCUUCCUUAAAACUGCAUCAAACCUUCUUCAGUCCAUGGAGAAUAAUCAGAGAAGGAGGAUUGGAUCCAAUAUUACGAGGUCUCAUAAGCCGAGCAGCUGCCAGACAAAACCAACAUCAUCUGAUGAAUGAGGAGCUCACAGAGAAGCUCAUGGUGCUCACUAUUCCAGAGGCACUUGAUCUGGCAGCUCUAAACCUCCAAAGAGGACGAGAUCACGGCCUGCCAGGUUAUAAUGCCUGGAGGGUGUUUUGUGGAUAUGACAGAGUGCAAAGCAAAGCAGAUCUGAAGGAUGUGAUACAUGACAAGGCUUUGGUGGAAAAGAUAAUGGAACUGUAUGGGCAUCCUGAUAAUAUUGAUGUGUGGCUGGCAGGUCUGGUAGAGGAUUCAGUGCCUGGCACUAGGACAGGCCCUCUGUUCGCAUGCUUGAUCGGAAAACAGAUGAAGAUGCUCAGAGAAGGUGACAGAUUCUGGUGGGAAAAGCCAGGUGUGUUUUCCCAGCAGCAGAGACAAGAGCUACAGAGACACUCACUGUCUCGAGUCUUAUGUGACAACAGUGGGCUGACAGAGGUCCCCACUGACCCCUUCCGUGUAGAAAUGUACCCUGAACACUUUCUAUCAUGCACAAAUAUACCUUCAAUGGACCUGGAUGCCUGGAAGGAGGACCCUGAAAAAGGUAGUACAUGUUAA